ACACACAUCACAUUAUAGACAAAUACUUGGCCCCCUCCCCCUCAAAAAAUAAAUCUGUGCAACUAUAGCAUUACCUCCCUGCUCUCUUCUCUACCUAGCUUGUCACCAGAAAUUCUGACACUUCUAUAUGCAUACUAAUAUCUACAUGUAAGUGAGUCUAAUAUCGAGAAUCAGAUACAAUCAUACAGUGGCAUGACACAGAUCUUAUAAUGUCAAGCAGAGCAAUUACCUUACUCUUUUUGCUUCUCAACAUCUCCUGGUAUCCGGCCAGUUCUGGUUUGAACCAAGAAGGACUCUCUCUACUAUCUUGGUCUUCAUCUUUUAACACUUCACCUUCUGCAACUUUCUUCAGUUCAUGGGAUCCAACUGAUCAAAAUCCAUGUAAAUGGAACUUCAUAUCAUGUUCAAGCAAUGGGCUUGUUUCAGAUAUCAUAAUUACUUCUAUUGAUCUUUCCACAAACUUCCCCACUCAAUUUCUUUCGUUCAAAAAUCUUACUAGCCUUGUCCUUUCAAAUGGAAACCUCACCGGAGAAAUACCACAGUCCAUUGGAAACUUGUCUUCACUUGUGGUAUUAGACCUCAGUUUCAAUGCUCUGACCGGAAAUAUACCCCAUGAGAUUGGAAGCUUAUCAGAGUUGCAGCAACUAUUACUGAAUUCAAAUUCUUUUGAAGGUGAAAUCCCAGAGGAAAUUGGAAACUGCUCAAAGCUUAAACAACUUGAAUUGUUUGAUAACCAGCUUUCAGGGAGAAUCCCAGAAGCAAUAGGCCAAUUAUCGUACUUGGAAAUUUUUCGAGCUGGUGGAAACUUGGGGAUUCAUGGAGAAAUUCCACUGCAGAUAUCAAACUGCAGACAGUUAGCUUUCCUUGGUCUAGCUGAUACUGGAAUCUCAGGAAAAAUUCCUUAUACUUUAGGAGAACUAAAGAAUCUCAAGACUCUUUCAAUUUAUACAGCAAAUCUCACCGGUCGAAUCCCACCAGAAAUUGCCAACUGCUCAGCUUUAGAAAAUCUGUUCCUUUAUCAAAACCAUAUUUCAGGAGUAAUUCCAAUUGAAAUGGGGUUUCUUAAGAAUCUCAAAAGGGUGUUAUUGUGGCAAAAUAAUUUAAGUGGAUCCAUUCCAGGAACUUUUGGUAAUUGCUCGGUACUGACAGUGAUUGAUUUUUCCAUUAAUUCUCUGACUGGCGAGCUUCCACAAUUCCAUGCAAGUUUAAAUGCACUGGAGGAGUUUCUUUUGUCUGAAAACAAAAUUUCUGGCCCAAUUCCACCUUCUUUCGGAAACUUCUCUGGAUUGAAGCAUCUUGAACUGGAUAACAAUCACAUUUCUGGUGAGAUUCCACCCGAAAUUGGUAAGUUAAAAGAACUUUCUCUAUUCUUUGCCUGGCAGAAUCAGCUUAAUGGAAUCAUCCCUACGGAGUUGGGAAAUUGUGUGAAACUUCAAGCAUUGGAUCUUUCACACAAUUUCCUAACUGGGUCUAUUCCAAAGUCUCUCUUCAAUCUCAAUAACUUAACGAAAUUGUUGCUGAUAUCAAACAAGCUUUCUGGGUGGCUUCCAGUUGACAUUGGUAACUGUACCAGCCUGACCCGCCUGCGACUUGGAUCAAACAUGUUAGCUGGUCUUAUUCCCUCUGAAAUUGGACUCUUACAGAGUUUAAGUUACCUCGAGUUGUCCAAAAAUCAGUUUACAGGUGCUAUCCCGCCACAAAUUGGCAACUGCUUGGAACUAGAAAUGAUUGAUUUGCAUGAAAAUAAGCUUGAAGGUCUUGUUCCUGAUUCCUUGGACUCUCUUGCUAGGCUUAAUGUUUUAGAUCUUUCGAGAAACAGAUUGUCAGGCAGCAUUCCAGACAGUCUGGGGAGACUUGCAUCCUUGAACAAACUAGUGUUGAGCGAAAAUUUCAUUACUGGUUUGAUUCCCAAGUCACUAGGACUCUGCAAGGAUUUGCAGCUUUUGGAUGUGAGCAGCAAUAAGCUGAUAGGAUCGAUACCAGAUGAGAUUGGGCACUUGCAAGAAUUAGAUAUCUUGUGCAAUUUGAGCCGGAAUUCUCUGACAGGACAAAUUCCUGAUAGUUUCUCAUAUCUUUUAAAGCUUGCAAACUUGGAUCUCUCUCACAACAUGUUAACAGGAAGCUUGAAAACACUCGGGAACCUUGACACUCUGGUUUCUUUAAAUGUUUCCUACAAUGAUUUCUCAGGUGCCCUUCCUGACACCAAGUUCUUCCAUGAUCUUCCUGAUACUGUUUUCCUAGCCAACCAAAGACUCUGCACCAACAGAAAUAACUGUCAAGUUAGCGAAAUCCACCACACCAGGAAGUGCAUUAAAAUUACAACUGUCAUCGUUUUACUCAGUGUACUUGUUGGUAUGACAAUCUUCACUAUUGUAAUAAUUUUAUUUAUCAGAGCUCAUGGUACCAAAAUGAAUGAUGAAGAAAGUGGGCUAGAGUGGAAUCUCACCCCAUACCAAAAACUAAGCUUCAGUGUGAAUGAUAUUGUAGGAAAGCUCUCCGACUCCAAUAUUGUGGGGAAAGGUGGUUCAGGAAUUGUUUAUCGAGUUGAGACUCCAAUGCAACAGUACAUUGCAGUAAAAAGAUUGUGGCCAACAAAGAAUGGUGAGCUCCCCCAGAGAGACUUAUUCUCUGCAGAAGUUACAACAUUGGGAUCAAUUAGGCAUAAAAAUAUAGUGAGACUUCUGGGAAGUUGUAGCAAUGGAAAGAGUAAAAUGCUAUUAUUUGAUUACAUUAGUAAUGGAAGUUUAGCAGGGUUGCUCCAUGAGAGCAGAUUACCUUUAGAUUGGGAUGCAAGGUAUCAAAUAAUACUUGGAGCUGCUCACGGCUUAGCUUACCUUCACCAUGAUUGCUUUCCUCCUAUUGUCCACAGGGAUAUUAAGGCCAACAACAUUUUGGUAGGGCCACAUUUUGAAGCUUUCCUUGCUGAUUUUGGACUAGCAAAGCUUUUGUCCUCUCCAGAUUGCUCCAGAGCUUCUAACACAAUAGCAGGCUCUUAUGGCUACAUGGCUCCUGAAUAUGGGUACAGUAUGAGGAUUUCAGAGAAGAGUGACGUGUACAGUUAUGGAGUUGUGCUACUAGAAGUACUGACAGGCAUGGAACCAGCAGAUCGACGUAUUCCAGAGGGUGGCCACAUUGUCAGUUGGGUUAACCAUGAACUGAAAGUGAAGAUGAGGGAAUUCAACUCAAUCCUCGAUCAACAAUUACUUUUGCAGUCAGGCACACAGAUACAAGAGAUGCUUCAAGUACUAGGAGUGGCAGUUCUAUGCGUUAAUCCAUCUCCAAAAGAACGACCCACAAUGAAAGAUGUCACUAUGAUGCUCACAGAGCUAAGGGAAGAAACUGGUGAUUUUGAAAAACAAAACGCACACAGCACAGGAUCGGUAUCUAACCCCAGAGCAGCAAUCCAGUGCUCUAGUUUUUCCAGAUCAUCUCAACCUCUAAUUAGAUCACCUCCACAGUAGCCUAUUCAACCCCAGUUUAUUCUUUCACAUUCAUUAAAUGGUAUAAAUUCAUAUUUACUAAGUUAUUGAACUAUGCUAGAAACAAUUGUAUAGAAUAUACUUGGUGCAUUGAGGUGGUCAUAUUCUUAUAAAUAAAAUCUCUUGUUCCAUGGGUGUC
Messenger RNA from Daucus carota subsp. sativus, 3618 nucleotides. Its product is annotated as LRR receptor-like serine/threonine-protein kinase RGI2. Lineage: Eukaryota; Viridiplantae; Streptophyta; Magnoliopsida; Apiales; Apiaceae. The record is from RefSeq and is a predicted model, not a curated record. Gene Ontology annotation, biological process: protein phosphorylation. Gene Ontology annotation, molecular function: protein binding; protein kinase activity; ATP binding. The transcript is spliced from 2 exons. The coding region runs from base 210 to 3461 and encodes 1083 amino acids.